UCCGCCCCUCCAUCGGCCCACCUUGCCCAGCACAGGGUUGGUUCUGAAGCCUCCAGCCACUUGCCCACCUGCCAGGGACUCUCUGAGGGCAGCCAUGAAGUCCCUCGUUCUACUCCUUUCCCUCGCUCAGCUCUGGAGCUGCCACUUGGUCGCAGGUGUCCCACUGCUGGGUUACAGGGAACCAAACUGCGAUGACCCAGAAGCAGAGCAGGUGGCCCUGCUGGCUGUGGACCACAUCAACAAUCACCUUCAGCAGGGGUACAAGCACAUCCUGAACCGGAUCGACAAGGUGAAGGUGUGGCCCCGGCGACCCACCGGAGAGGUGUAUGAGUUUGAAAUAGACACGCUGGAGACCACCUGCCACGCACUGGACCCCACCCCCUUGGCAAACUGCAGCGUGAGGCAGGUGACACAGCAUGCUGUGGAAGGAGACUGUGACUUCCACGUGCUGAAGCAGGACGGCCAGUUCACCGUGUUGUCUGCGAAGUGUGACUCCACUCCAGACUCGGCAGAGGACGUGCUCAGGCUGUGCCCAGACUGCCCCCUGCUGGCCCCGCUGAACGACACCAGAGUGGCUCACGCCGCCGAAGCCGCCCUGACCGCCUUCAACGCGCAGAACAACGGCGCCUAUCUGCAGCUGGUGGAGAUCGCCCGGGCUCAGCUUGUGCCUCUCCCAGUUUCCACCUAUGUGGAGUUCGCCGUGGCCGCCACUGACUGUGUUGCUAAAGAGGUCACUGAUCCGGCCAAAUGCAACCUGCUGGCGGACAAGCAAUAUGGCUUCUGUAAGGCAACGGUCGCUGAGAAGGUUGCUGGGGAAGAGGUGGAGGUGACCUGCACCGUAUUCCCAGCCCAGCUUGCGGUCCCACAGCCCCAACCAGACGUCGCUGGCGCAGCAGCAGUGGACCCAGCCCCGGCAGUGGACCAAGCCCCGGCAGUAGACCCAGCCCUGGCAGUGGAUCCAGCCCCGGCAGUGGAUCCAGCUUCACCUGUGUCCCCUCCAGAUGGCCCACCUGCAUCUUCCCUGGUGGUGGGGCCCGUGUUGGUGGUACAACCCCCGGUCCCGCCCCGGGCGCACUACGACCUGCGCCAAACCUUUGCAGGGGUGCCCUCGAUGGAGUCAGGCUCGGGAGAAGCCUUCCACCCUGGGAAAGCGCCCGUGGUGGUGCAGCCUAGCAUUGCCGCUGCCCCUGGCCCUGUGAUCACCCCGUGCCCAGGGAAGGUCAGAUACUUCAAGAUCUAAGCUAGACACAGCAGAGAUGAGAAAAUUUGGCACAAAGAACGCGUGCACUGUUGUGUCCAAGCCUGCACGUGGGUGGCCGCUUUGUCUGCUGUCAAAAUCGGUGCUGCAUGAGGUCUACAUUAGUGUCACGUCUCCAAUCCCUCCUUCAAAGGGGGAAGUAGAGGAGGCGGGGCGAGGUCCAGCAGCAAGGAUAAGGCCGACAAGUUGAUUGCCAUCUCUGUCUUCCAAUCGACCUCACAUAAGCAACUGAGCUGUGACUUUGAAAGGUGCUCUUGCCAAUCUUGUAUCUGCCUGUUAACAAAAGUGCCUGUUGGACUUUCCUUAAUAAAGAAGAUUCUAAGCUGAAA
Molecule: messenger RNA, 1587 nt
Organism: Lepus europaeus (European hare)
Lineage: Eukaryota; Metazoa; Chordata; Mammalia; Lagomorpha; Leporidae
Gene: AHSG
Product: alpha 2-HS glycoprotein
Exons: 7
Coding region: 95-1240 (381 amino acids)
Biological process (GO): negative regulation of endopeptidase activity
Cellular component (GO): extracellular region; extracellular matrix; blood microparticle
Molecular function (GO): cysteine-type endopeptidase inhibitor activity
Source: RefSeq, a predicted model, not a curated record